This is a messenger RNA of Kwoniella botswanensis, 1302 nucleotides long. RefSeq lists its product as uncharacterized. Bases 1 to 1302 code for a protein of 433 amino acids. NCBI's taxonomy places the organism in Eukaryota, Fungi, Basidiomycota, Tremellomycetes, Tremellales, Cryptococcaceae. The record is from RefSeq and is a predicted model, not a curated record. The transcript is spliced from 6 exons.
AUGGUGUACCCUGCAAUAAUCUUGACUGCACUCCUCUCUGCACAAGCUGUAUUGGCUUCCGACAAGUCUAAAUCACCGACGGAAGUGAGCACUUGCUCUCCUUCGACGGUUACACAAACGGUAACCUCCACAGUGACUCUCUUUAUCGCAUCGACUACAUCCUCCAAGCAAGUACCUCCUUCAAGCUCUUCGCCAUCUCUGUCCAUCAAAGGGGAAGAUAAGAAGUUGACGAGCACUAGCUCAUCUGUAAACACUGCCAAAGCUUCGGACGAUAACAAGUCAAAAACCAAAACAUCUACGGUAUCUUCAGUGGCGACGACCUCGAAAGUCGACGACAAGAAAGCUUCAAGUACUAGCACAAGUAGAUCCGUCGACGACAAGUCGAAGAGCAGUUCUUCGACCACUUCUUCCAUCGCUGCCUCAGUCUCAUCCUCAUCCUCCAGCUACACAGUUUCAGCUAUCCAAAUCAAGUCGACGCCAUCCCUAUCCACUUCGUUCAUCUACGAUCUCGAUAAUCAACCAAUUGCUGCGCCCGUCAUCAGAACCGCGACUGGCCUUUCUCUGAAUAAGACCAUGUAUGUUGUGGAUAUGGCUCAAAGCACUAGUGAACAGAUCGCGAAUUACCAUGCCAAAGGAAAGACCGUGGGGUGUUACUUCAGUGCAGGUACCUGGGAACCCUACAGAUCAGAUGCCAAACAAUUCCUACCUGAAUGUUAUUGUGGACCCAAUGUUUCCAUCGAUUCUACCGGUCGAUGUACGGGUUCAGGAUCAGACGCCAACUUACUGGGAGAAUGGGGAGAAUGGUGGCUUGAUAUCCGUUCUGAGAAAUGCUUGAACAAUAUCAAAAGUAUCAUGACGGAUCGGAUCAAAGCUGCCAAACAGAAGGGAUGUGACUCGGUCGAUCCUGAUAACGUUGAUGCUUGGACCAAUCAGCAAGACUUCGGAAUUACCAAGCAAGACGAAGUCAACUACCUUCUGUGGUUAUCAUCUACGGCUUGGUCCAAUGGAAUGGGUAUAGAUCUGAAAAACUCAGGUGAUCUGAUCACUGAUCCCGAUACUGGCAAACCUACCAAUUGGACUACAUCUCUUGUCAAUGCUUUCGAUUUCAACGUGAUCGAAUCCUGUUAUCAAUACGACGAAUGUGAGAAAUACGAUCCAUUCAUCAAAGCUGGUAAACCUCAAAUUCGUAUCGAGUACGAAAGUUCCAUCAAGAAAUGUCCUUCUUUGAAGCAAGGUCAACAGUUAUUGGUUUACAGUGGUUCUGUAGUCAACUCCACUCAGAUCACUCUUAGUUGUCCAUAA